Aureobasidium pullulans EXF-150 is the source of this 2688-nucleotide messenger RNA. RefSeq lists its product as uncharacterized. Lineage: Eukaryota; Fungi; Ascomycota; Dothideomycetes; Dothideales; Saccotheciaceae. The transcript has a single exon. The coding region runs from base 1 to 2688 and encodes 895 amino acids. The record is from RefSeq and is a predicted model, not a curated record.
AUGUCUUUCCGUCACCACAUGAGCGACCAGCACUACAGACCCGACCAGGAGACUUUGCAACUCGUGCCGGACUUUGUCUUCCCUCCUCGACCCACCACAGAGCAAUCUACCAGCUCAACCUCUAGACGACCCGCCUCAAUGAACCUGGCUCCCAGUGGAUAUCACGGCCGUUCCCGUUCAAUGCGACAGUCGACCUCGGCGCUGCCUACCUUUAGCUUCAACUCAUCAGACACAUCUGGCCGUCUCGACAAUCAACCUUCAUCGCCGACAACCCUCACACCUCCUACCAGCCCACCAAAGAGCGCAGGACAUCGUCGAGGAGCGAGUGAGCUGGUCGGUGGAGACAGUCGAAUGGGAAUCGGUGGAAUGCUAGGACCUAGCCCUUCAAGACAUCUCGACACACUGCCUCUCCCAGACACGAGUGGAUCACCAGCCAAGAGACGUGGACACGCCCAUCGUAGAUCAGCCGCCAUUUCUGGACAUGACUUGGCCAGCAUUCUCCAGCCGAGGGACGUCAAUGUACGCCCUCAGACUUCUGUUCCACAAACGCCUACUGAGCAAAUUUUCCAACCACAAUAUCCUUCGCCUGCCAAACCCCUGUGCGAGGAACGUAAAUCGAGCGACAGCCUAAAGACAGUCUUUUCCCCAUCUGGGUGUAUCCCAGAUGAGCCAAUUGCACGACCCCCGUCAAGGCCCCGUGUCGGCUUCUCAGAAAAGAUCGAAUUUAUCCCUCGACCACUCUCCACCGUUUCCGCCGACACUGCCAGCUCUGUAUCAACUGUGCGUGGUCACUCUGGUGCAAACAGCAUGUCUUCGCUCAUCAGCCUUGGUGGUAUUGGAAAUCCUUCUCCUAGAAGGACAAUCAUUACGAUUCCUGACCUGGCUUCUGAAGUCUCGCCUCGUUCUAUGCCGCCAAUUGAGCCUGAAGUUGUUGCAAACGCAGAGCCGAUCACUCAAAGGUCUCCACCAAGCUUCAACCUUCACAACAGCAGCCUGUCUUUUGCGCCGGAGGCUACCAGUGAUUCCCCUCGACUCUCCAAGAAGAAGACAUUCUUGAAGCUUGAUCGCCGCCGAAGUGAGCCUUUGAUCUCAUUGACAGCAUCAGCGGAUAUUGGAACGUCAACUAUUUCUCUGCAAGAGCCAGUCGUCAGCGACGAUUCUCAAAUCCCUUGUAGAAAGUCCGAAAUCCACGACCAGGGCUUGCACAGAGAAUCAUCGCGAAAGCGUGUGAAGAAGUGGGCAACCUCUAUUCUUGGCCGCAAAGUCAAGGACUCAAAGAAGUUCAAGCAGACUUGUGAUGCUGCAGAGGGAAGCGAGAGUGGCGAGCAAACUCCUGAUCUAGGACCUCAACUCGCCGAACCAUUUGGAGAAGAACCCGAUCUUGAUGCAUUGUUCGGUCAGGAUCCAUUUACUGAUGCUGAUGAUAUCACCAGCCCUUCUAUACUCUCGCCACGAUCAGAGAUCUCGGACUCGUUCUUCCCCUUCUUCUCAUCUUCAUCAUCGGGCGGUGAAGACACGAGUCCUGUGAUUGAUUUGGAUGCCGCUCUUGGACCCUACGGUACACCCACUAUGAGCUGGGAACAAUCACGUCCCGCUCCAAAGAGAAGACAACUUCACAGCAGUCGCUUGGCCAGAGAUUUCGUUGGACCAGGCAUGCACUACCAUCGUAGAACGGAAAGUGCCCCUGCUCUGGUCCCCUUCGAGUUUGCUGGUAGAGCCAGCUCUCCAGCACAAUCACCGAUGGAUGACGUGUUCGAGGAAGAGGAAGAUGAGUCUGCUGUUGACGGCGUCAAGGAUCUCAGCAUCUGCGAGACUUCGAGCCAGGCGGAUGAGGAACUUGGCACCGGAAUCCAAGUAGUCGACGCUGCCAAUGAGCAACUUGAACACAAUUUCGAUUGGAGCUUCGACGACGGUCUGGGUAUUGAAUCUCAAGGCUCUUUGAGGGGUGCUCAGUCUCACGAUUACAUCCAACAUAUGCCUACUCCGCCCCGCACGUCGGUCGUUGAGGACACUAUCAUCGAGGAAGCCACGUCUGGAAUCGCGGCAGACUAUGAAGAGCCUCGUACCUCGUCUGUCACAAAGUCCAGCGAUUCUAGCGGAGCCCGCACCAUCUCGGCAGAGGUUACGGGUCUUGGUCUUCCUCAGUCACAAACCGUUCCCCUCACUCCUACAUCCAAUGUCGCAUCGACGUUCUCAUCUCCCGAUCUUGCACGCAAUCAAGGAUCAUUUGAUGCACUACGUCUUGGUACAUCGGCUUCUUCCAUUGGCGACGCCCGCACCAUGAGCUCCUUCACCACUGCAGAGCCAACACCCGAGCUGUAUAUGUCGACUGACGACGUUCCUUCAUUGACGAGCAGCCGUUCCACCAUGAUCAGCACCAUGUACCAGACCAGUCCCCGUCGCGAGACCAUGGAGCGACCUGUAUCGGUAGCAUGCGGCAAAGGUCAGGCAGAUGUACAGGCCUCUGAGCGCCGUCGCAAACGUUCAAGCAUUCAAAGCUUGAGCAUGCUUCUGGGCGGUUCCUUUGGCGAGAGCAGGCAUAGUUUGAGGACAGAACAACGUCCGCAGACAGCCAUUGCGCCUUCAGUACACGACGAGAGCAAGAGGAAGAAGGAGCAUCGCUUGAGUAAGCUAAUGUUCUGGAGAUCCAAAAGCGACUCUCGUAGUAACCCAUUCCAGUCAAAGUGA